Messenger RNA from Lathyrus oleraceus (garden pea), 826 nucleotides. Its product is annotated as heavy metal-associated isoprenylated plant protein 39. Lineage: Eukaryota; Viridiplantae; Streptophyta; Magnoliopsida; Fabales; Fabaceae. Gene Ontology annotation, molecular function: metal ion binding. The record is from RefSeq and is a predicted model, not a curated record. The transcript has 3 exons. The coding region runs from base 308 to 637 and encodes 109 amino acids.
GUUAAACCUAAGGUGGUUUUAUGUAAAUUCAAUGUUCCACAAGAAGGAACGGUACUACCUAUUGUGAUUUGGAAAUCAAACUAUAAGUUAGGAAAAGUCCUCUUUUUUUUUAUCCAGAAAAUGUCUUUUAUUUCUGCUUGUUAAAUUGCCAAGAAAACCACAAAACGUGUGUUGACUUGACAUGAAAUAAAUAAGCUUCAAAUAAUCAUCUUCAUUGCAUAACUUCAUUUCAAAUUAAAAAAACACCUCUUCCUUUUCUUUUUAAUACAAUCUGCAUCAAGAAUUCUUCUACCUUAGUUCCAUAAUAAUGAAGAAAGUUGUGUUAAAGUUGGAGAUAAAUAAAAACAAAAUCAAGAAAAAAGCUAUGAAAACCGUCUUAGGCCUUUCAGGAGUUGAAUCAUUUUCAGUGGAUAUUAAAGAGAAGAGAUUGACCUUAAUAGGAAACAUUGAUGCAGUAAAAGUAGUGGCUAAGCUUAGAAAGCUUUGCGAUGUAGAAAUAAUCUCUGUUGGACCAGCUAAAGAGGAAGAGAAAUAUGAACCUAAGGAUUCAACAAAACAAAAUAGGACUAACCCUAUGUUCUAUGGUGCUGAUAGCAUUGAAGAGGGUCCUCGUCCUAAUAGGUGUGUUAUCAUGUAAAUCUUUUUAUAUUAUGUUUUAUAAAAGUAAAAUAAAAUACUGAAAAUUUUUGUAUAUAUUUGUCCCUUUUUUUUUAAAGUAGUAUGAUUGAUGAAGAGUGUUGAUUGUAAUUUGAAGCUUGAUUUCUAUAUUUUCUUUUUACAGUACAUUCUUCACCAAUAUUAUUGAUACUCUAAACUUGCACUUCAA